GGAUGGGGUGUUUGGGGCGGUGCUGUGUUCCCUGCCGGGGGUGCCGCGGGUCCCGCUCCCGGGACAGGCUCUGUCCCCGCUCCCGCUGGAUCCCGGCGGUGCCGGGGGUGCACGGCAGCCCGGAGAGCGGGUUCGAUUGGGUUCAGAUGCUCGAGAGCCCUGUGGGGUCAAAGACGAGGACUGCGGUGCUGCCCGGGGCUCGCUGAGUGGGAGAUUUGCUGGGGCAGGAGUUACCCAGGCUUUGUGUGUCGGGGCUGCUGUCCCUGCCAGGGCCAGGCUGUGUUAAGAACUGUGGUCUGGCAGUUAUUUUUUCCACUUUGACAGAGUUGCUUUGACUUUGUUUCCAUCCCAGCGCUCUAAUAUUGCCUCCCUGUGCGUUUCUCUCCUAGCAAUGUGUUCUCAGCCUGGACAAAGCUGUUGGGUUCCUCCGAGCAGCUACUGCAUUGUGAUCUGAGUGUGUCAGGAUCUCAGCUUGUGGGGAGAGGGCUGUGGACUGAAGGAUGGUUCUAGAAAGCCCCGGUUGAAUAAAAGUAGCGAGACCACAGAAUCCCAGAAUCACUGAGGUUGGAAAAGCCCCUGGAGUCCCCCCUGUGCCUGAUCCCCACCUUGUCCCCCAGCCCAGAGCACUGAGUGCCACAUCCAGUCAGUCCUUCCUUGGACACCUCCAGGGGUGGGGACUCCAAACCUCCCUGGGCAGCCCCUGCCAAUGUCUGACCACCCUUGCCAUGAAGAAAUUCCUCCUGAUGUCAAACCUGAACCUACCCCGAUGAGGGAAAUUUGGGAUCUCCUAAUGUCAUGCAGGGAGCUGUCCACACUCUGCUGGGUCCCCCUGCAGGCCCUGGGGUCCCCCCAGGGCUCUGCUGUCUCGAGCAGGGAAGGGGCAGGGUGAAUCCAGCCAGAAGUCUCGGGUGUUGGGGUUUGAUCCGUGUGCAGGUGAGACUUCCCUGAGGGAAGGAACGUUUGUUCCACCCUGAGGGAGGUUCAGUUUUACCCAGUGGGUUUGGGAAACCUGAGCCAAAGUGGAGUUUCUUGUCAGGAAAUGCUGGUACCUUCAGUGGUUAACAGCCCAACAGGAACUUUCAGGAUAUUGAUUGAACCCAAGGGGAAAAAAACAAUCCAUAGUUUCCAGGCAGUUCUGUUCCCUGAUCCGAGGGAUCCCUGGGGGAUCCCGGCCGCUCUGCAGGGUGAGCCCACACCUGCCUGUUCCUGUGGCAGCACAGCCUGCAAGGGCCUUCAGGCACCUGUGGAGCACCAGAUGGAAGUUUGUGCCCCCUGGCUGGAGCCUUUGUGCAGGCAAACAUUCCCUUCCCGGGGCUCCACGGUCCCCACGGAGCCGCAGGGACCCCCCGGGCUCUGGGGUUCACUGAGCACCGAGUGCUGGAACCAGCUCUGCCCUGCCAGGAGCUGCUGCUGAGCAGCUCUGGGGCUGGCCCUGAGCGGUGCUGAGCGCUCUGUAGCCUCGGCUGGGGGUUCAGCCAUCGGUCACCUCGUGGGCUGAGCAUUCCCCUCUGCCAUGGGACCUUCCAAGCCCUGCUGGCCAUGACUGUGGGAUUUCCUGGGGUGUGACCGUACCUGUCUCACAGGUUGUCUCAGCCAAGCCCAGCUGCACCAGGAGAAAGGCACUGGAGAGAAAAUCCAUUGUGGUUUCCCCACCUCAGCACUUGGGCUCUGUGGGCAGGUUCAGCCUGUCAGAACUCAUCCCUCCCGAUUUGUAUUCCCUUCCUCAGCCCUUCCCUGCCUGUGACCCUUUGCCGUGGGCGUGGUGAGGGACACCCUGGCACAUCCCCUCAUCCAUGGCUUGGAGCAGGGGAUGUAGUGGCAGCUGGGACAAGGAAGGAGGUGGCUGGUUGCUCACAGGGCUGUGUGUCACCCUUCUUUGGGGCUCAGCAAGUCCCCCCAGAGCCCAGGGCAGUAGCACCCCAAAUUACACACUUAGGCUGCUCCUGCUCUGCCUUUAGCACAGUCCAAGCUCAGAGUUUCAUCAGAGUUUCAUCAGCUUUUAAUGAGGUGUCCUGGGGGUUGGGGUUGGGCGGUCCUGCUCCUGAGAGACCCUCAGCUGGGGGGUGGGUGUCUUGGCAGUAGGAGUGUCACACUGUCUGUGCCUGUAUUUUGGGUGAGUCCUGGUCCCCAGCUCAGCCUUUGUGGUGGCUCUGGGAUUCCCCUGGAUUGUCUCUCCAAGCAAAGACCGUGUUGCUGUUUGAUAUUCAGAGUUCUGGAUAGUUUGGGAACUGUCUAAAGAGGGAGAGGAUCCCAAACUCCCCUUAAAGCGAGCGAUGGACUGUCCUGUCCCUGGAGCGUUCUGGGAUCAGGGGAAUAGAUCCCUGUGUGCUCAGAGGGGGUUGUUUUUCCUGCACUGAGCCGAACCGGGAGCAUUCCCGGAGCAGCCGGGGCAAAGCUGGGAGGCAGCGCGGAGAUUGGCUGAGCUGUGGGAUUUUCCAGCUGGAUUUACAUCUCGCCCACUGCUCCGCAUGCCUUUGUGUUUACAUCACUGGGGAGCGAUGCACACACGCACACAGAUAGCGGGAGGGCCCGUGCACAGUGCACAGCUCGGGAUCGGGGCAUGGAGGCGCCUGGCCGGGCUCUGCUGCUCCGGGCCGGCCGAGGGUGAGUGUCCCCCACAGAGCUGACUGCUCCGGGGUUGGGGGUCAGCCCGUCCCCAGCGCUCCCUGGGAAGCUGCUCUGCUUUAGCCAUCACAGCAGGGAGGGAGGACCUGCUCCCAUCCCUUAGUGGAGAGCUGGGAUCCAGCGCCAGUUUGGAAGUGGGUACCUGUGGCCUGUCCAACAGCCAGAGCCCUGCUGUGCUGGUUUUAUGAUCCUUCAGGGUGACCUUUGCAAGGAGGUGGAACCCUUGAUUGCAGCAACUCAGCAAGUGUGCUCUGGGGCUGUUCCUGGUGGUUUCAGGGCUGGGAAGUCCUCAGUUUUCCUUAGGCAGAGUUGUGAGCACGGAAGCCAAGUCUGUGAGGAGAGGCCGUGUCCAGGUGCCUCCCCUUUGUAUCCGAAGUCACCGUGGGGAAGUGAUUGAAAUCCGUGGUGUUUGGGGGCCGUGGGACACUGAACAGUGCUGCUGUCUCAAACCUGUCCAUAGGUUUGCCAUGGUGGAAGUGUCCACGGCCACUCAUUCCUUUUGGAAUCCAAGAUUCUGAGGGUCACAGUUUGAUCAGUGAGUGUAGGUGUCUACCUUGUGCCUCCUGCUUGUUCUCAGUGGCAAAGUCCGAGGCAACUGUACAAAAAAAAGAGCAGGUAACUGGAAUUUGCUGGGUUAUUUUUCUUUGAGAAGGUGCUGAUGCGUUUCAGCCUGAUCUUUGAAGUGCUCCAAUUGCACCCAGAGGGCAGGAGUGUGUCAUAGAGUUUCAAAGCUUUGGAGGAUGUUGGGGGGGAGCAGGGGGUGGAAGUGAUACUUUGUGCUUUCUGAUUCAUGUUUAUGGGCUCAGGUUUCUUAUGACUUUAAUCUGGAAGAAUCCCAUAAUGUGAUGGGGUGGUUACAGCUUUGCAGAGGAGUGCAGUGCAGCCAGUAAGGCAAAGCAGCUGGAAAAGGCCUCAGUGGUGGCACAGGAAUCGAGGAAUGAAGGAGAGGAGGAGCUGUGAUUGCCUUGGCUCUAGCAGGGCUCCAGGAGAGGAGGAUCUAGGUGAGACAAAUGUUCCUCUGGCUCCCUUGGGAGAACAGAGGCUGAACCUCUCCAUACCCAGGCUUUGCUGCUGACCUGCUGUGUCUUAGAGGAUUUUUAGGUGAGUUGCAAGCCCCUCUGUCGACCAGGUUUGCAGCAGCAGGGCCUGAGCCAGCCCACAGGACCCUGUGGGGUCUUGGCAGCCACUUGGUCUCUCUGUCAAGCAAGGCUGAGGAGCAGCAGUGAGCACCAGUUGAGGUGUGAGUGGUGUGACUGAUCUCAGCUUUUAAAGCCUGAUAAUUCUUACCAAGAUCUGCCUUGCACAGAGCUGACCAUUUCCUCCCAGGGAACUGCAGCAGGACUGCGAUUUUUGCCUUAGAGGGGUAGGAUGUUGUUGGUUUGGCGGCUUGGUUGGAGUUUUAUUCAUUUUCCUUAACCAAAUGCCCAGUUUAACAAUGUGAUGGUGUCUGAGUGGGCCUGUUCUUUGAGGGAGGACGUGGAAGAGCACAAGCUGUGAAAGGCACAGCACGAAGCUGCAGCAUUAGGGCCAACUUUUAAAGCACCUUUUGAUUCCAGGCUUUGUGUGGAGGAGCUCUGGACGUGCCUGUUCCUGCCAGCCUGGCUGCCCAGCAGUGGCUGUGCAGCUGCUGAGCCCAGACACAGCCAUUUCGGUUGGAGGGGUCAGAACUACCGAGCCCUGGUCUGCAUAACAAAAAUGGGGUAAUAGAUGGGUGCUUCCAGGUUACCAAAAAUGGAACUAAAGCUUCAAAUGUAGCUUUCGUGUCAUGGAACAGCACUGAACAUUGGCCUCUGUUCUUCCUUUUAACUUCAUUUUUUUGGGGGGAGGGGAAAAAUGAGAUGCUUUGUUCCACCAGAGCAAUCACUUUUGAUCCAGUUAUGGGCACAUUUGAAAGUUACUGCUUCAGGUUAUUUAACAUGAAGUAUUACAAAAAAAAAUCUUCUAUCCCAAGGAGUCAUUGUCCAUUAGGAAAAGCAGCAUAGGACAUGAUUUCCUGUCCUGAACCCCGUUAGCUCAAAGGCAUGGCCACGUUCAAGCAGCUGUUGAAUGUGCCCUCGCAGCCCUGCAGUCGGUGGAAGUGCUGGUAAAAGCAGCAGCAAUUAAAAAUAUCAGUUUUAUUUUUAUUGAUGACAGCUCGGUACAAUUUUGGUCUCAGGAAAGUUUUUAUGACUUAUAAGAAAAACUUCUGAACGAUACAAAGACUGUUCCACAGAACCCAACACGCACCAGACGGAGGUGCCACGUUCUGUCGGUGAGGCUGAACUUCUGCUCAUGUUUUAUUCCUUCUAGCACUGACUGCACAUCUUGGUGUACGGUCCUGGCCCUCAAGAGGCCUCCCAAAGGGUGUAAGAAAGGUCCUGCUGGGUCAGAGCAUCAGUUCUGUCUUCAGCAGUUAUGGAAAUCAUGGAAUCCUGGAAUGGUUUGGGUUGGAAGGACCUUAAAGCUCAUCUCACUCCACCCCCUGCCAUGGGCAGGGACACCUUCCACCAGCCCAGGGUGCUCCAAGCCCCGUCCAACCUGGCCUUGGACACUUCCAGGGAUGGGACAACCACAGCUUCUCUGGGCACCCUGUGCCAAAAUUGGUGCUGGAACCUGACCACUUUCUACCACCCAUUUGCCUCAUGUUUUCCCACCACUCAGACAACUUGGAUUAGAUACCUCAACCCCUGAUUGUUGUAUUUGUCAUCCCCUGAAGUUUCUCUACCCUGUGUCUCCUUCCAAAGCAAGGACCAGAGUUACAGCAUGCAGGAGACAAGUACAUGGAUGUUUUAUGUAGCACCCCAUGACACCCUCGUGGUUGUUCUCUCGGCAUUUGUGAUGCUGCUCAGCAUCUCAUUGGCCUGUUUGGUGCUGUCCUCUGGGCUGAGAGCUCCAGCUCAUUGUAGAGACUCCAGUGUCUCAUUCUGGAGCUGAGCAUCGUUACUGUUCCCUGGGUGCAUUGUUUCACACUUCUCUCCAUUUUACAAAGCUUUUAGCUUGUCUGCCGUCUCUUUGUCUCCUCAGUUUUGGGAGGUUUUCUGUAAGUUCUUCACCACCAAUGUGGUAUUUGACUGGUCAGAAGAGCUGAGUGCCACCUGCAAACGUGGUGAUUUCACUGCUUGCUUUGGUUCAACAUCUUCAUCUGGGACCUGGAACGAGCUGACCCAGCAGUGGUUCUGAGGGAGCCCUGGCUUAGUCUUCCCUAACCUGAGGAGUGACCAGUGGGCUCCACCCUCUGCUUCCUGUCUGGUGACUGAGAGGUGUCUAUCUCAGGGAUCUGGGCUAGCUCAGCAUUCUGAGGCCUGUGUUUUACCAGUCAGACCAGAUGCUGAUAGUCCUCAUCACCAUGAGGUACUAGUAGUCACAGAAUAAUUAAUUAGAGUUGGAAGGGACCUCUGGAGACCAUCUAGUCCAACUCCCUGGCAAGGCAGGGUCACCUAGAGCAGGUAACCGUGUUCUUUAAGCCCUGUUGAUGCAGCUCACAGGGCUCUUUUGGGUGCUAUUUCCACCACACAUACCAGGGAAGCCAGUGUGACUGUCCCCAGGCUGUCUCUGGGAUUUCAGAUGUUCCCUUGCUGGUUGCUGAGGGCCACUAAGAACCAGUUCAUAUGAAUGGGCAACACCUUGGUCCUGCAGAAGGACAGGGUGCACAGCCUGCCCCAACUGGGCUGGAUAUACUGGCCCUGUGAGCUCCCCCAGAGGAGCCCUGGAUGUGUGAGAGCUUGGGAUACAGAGAAAGGGGGUGUAGCCCCCAAACCCACCCCCUGUUCUCAGCACCCCGUGCCUUCUCCUUGUCCCGUGGAGCUGGGCUGUGGGAACUUCUCAGAUUAUUUCCCUGGGGAUGUGCCAGUACUCUCCAGGAUGUGUAACCCUCAUCCUGGCUGUGGUGUUGUAAGAGGAACAGGAGCUCUUACGCCAUAAAUACCCGGGCUGUGAGAUAAGGAAGUUCAUGUCACACAGGGGCUGUUCCAGCCAGAGCAGGAUAACCCAUGCCUGUCUUUCCUGCUGGCAAACACUCCUGCUGAGAUGAUUUUGCUGCUCCAGUGGUUUCCUUGGGGGUGAAUAACCUUGGAGAGGGCUUCAGUGGAGAGAGGAAGGCGGGGGAGAAGAACCAGCAGAUGUAGGACACGCUGAGCGUCACAGGCUGGCGGUUGCGUAAGGCAAAGGAGGCUCUUGCUGGUGUCUUGGCAAGGAGGUGCUGUGGGACAUUGCAGCUGCCAGUCAGCACAUGUCACCUGCAGGACCCACUGCCGUGCCCCUGGCUCACCUGGAGAGCAGCCAGAGCACAAACCCCAGCAGUGCCCUGGUGCCUGCAGAGGUGGGGUUCCUGCGCUGGGAACCGGCUCUCCAUCAGGACCAGGCAGGUUUCGUGAUGGUUGUGAAGGAUGGGAUACUCUGCUGCCCCUUCUCCUCAUGCCAUGUCCCCCCUUCAAAGCCUUGGAUCUUCUGCAGAGUAUUGGGAAUAAUUGUGUGUGCUCUGGGGGCAGAGGGAAGGCAGAUGCCACCAGACUCCUCUUCAGCAUGGCCAGUACUUCCAUGGAACUGAGUGACCCUUAAUGUCCCUUCCAACUCAAACCAUUCCAGGACUCUGUGAUUAGCCAGGCCACUGGUCCCAGAGGUGAUUCUCCUCCCUGCUUUGAGGUGGUUGGCAGGGUUGGCAGCAGUGUGAUCCACGGCUGAUCCCACUGGAUCUCCCCUCAGCAGCAGGGAGGAAGAGCACUGCUUCCCCCAGCUGCCUCUGCAGCUACUGGUGGUUGGGUUUUUCCUUGCCUGGAUUACUACAGUAGGAUUUUAAGGCUUUUUUCUCACUGAGUCUCAAAAGCCUGAGUUGAUCCCUGUGGUGUGCAAAUGCUGAAACUCAUCCCUUCCCCUGCCUCGCAUCUGGUUGCGAUCAGCCGUGGGAUUUACUGGAUGGCCUGUCCCCACUGCUUCCUUUUCCAGGGUAGAUUUUUUUUCCCCUCUUUGUUUACUGUAAAAAACACUGAAGUUGCAUGUCAGAAAAAAAGAAAAAAAAAAAGAAGUAUUAGAAAAAUUAACUGCAGGCAAGGAGAAUCUGGGUCACAGGCUGGGAUCCCCAGGAGGGACACUCAUCCUCUGGGCCUGGGAGCACAGGACGCUGUAGCUGGCAGGGUUCAGGUGCCAAGCCAAGGUGCAGAAAUCUGGCAGAGGUUUUUGCAAGUGCUGUAGGAAUCUGAUAUUAUUAUUGACAGCAUCAGCUCUUUUUUGCCUCCUUUUAACUUGCUGGAUACCAGUUGGAAAAGGCCUUUCUCAGUACCUCUUGGAAGACAUGAGGAGCUGUCAGACAGUGCUCUGGGGAGGUGUCUGCUCUGCUGAAAUGCUCCUGCCUAUGGGUGGGUGCAGAGAUUUGGGCUGAAAUCAGAUAUUCUCGUGGCUGCUGGUGUUCUGCAGCCUGGCUGGUACUCCACUCAGCGUUUUUGCCAUUGCUCACAUUCCUCUGCUCUCUGUUCAGAGCAGACAGAGCAGGUCCCUGCUGCUGCUUGCAGGUGGGUUGCUCAGCCAGGCUGCAGAGCACAGGUCAUGCUUAUAAACAAUGAGUGGAAAAUCCCCAUUCUCUUCCUCACUUUGGAUUUAUCCAUGCUCUGUUACUUUUGUUUCGGUGGGAUUUUGGGGCAGGGUGAGACUGGAGAUGCUUCCUUAGUGCCUCUCACAGGACACUUCUCCAUGGCCUGUGGGUUAUCCCUGGGAAGUUCCCAGGCAGGUGCUGUAGGGGUCACUGUAGUGGCUCAGGUGCCCGCAGUCACUGUUUGUUGCACGUCUGAUCCAACGUUUAAGGAUAUUCCAGAGCUCCUCAAGCUGUUAGUUAUCCCCAUUUUCGGUUUUCCCUGUCUCCGAGUGCUUUCCCAUCGCUCGAGUCACCAUCUGUUACAUCUGAAGGUGAUACAUACCCUGAAAAUGAGAAGGGAAUGAAGCUUCUGUGUGAGUCUCCAGACAGCCCACAAUCCACCAUCAGGAUGGGCUUCCUCCCUUUCCAUCUGGGAACGAUUGUUUGCCCUAAAACCCAACAGGAAUAUUUUAUAUGCGAGGUUCCCUUAACGCUGACACGGCUGGUGAGGUGGGAGCACAUCCCUGCUCCUGGCUUUGAGCAGUGCAGGAUGAAGGGGGUUUGGGCAGAUGUUGCUGAGUUUCUGUGGAUUCAUAUCCCUGAAAAGUGAGUCCCUCUGUUUCUACCUUAGUGGAAAUGACCAGAGCUCAGCUGCUUUGUUACACACAGGGAACCCAUGGAGAGGGGAAAUUUAGGGAUGCAUGCAUGUGAUGAUUAAGGAUGAGAUAAUGCAGCCUCGAGACAUGAGACCCCAGGAAAUGUGGCAGUUUAUGCCAUCACUCGUGGAAGAACUUAGCUUUUAUGAGCACUGCAUCAUCUGGAGAGCCCAGCUGCAGACCUUUUUGACUCUUUGAUCUUCAGGCUUUGUAGUGCAGGAAUGCUGUGCAGAAGAGGUGAAUUUUUGCUGGGAGGAAGCCCAGAGCUCCAGGGGGUUGUCCAAGGCUGCCGGAGGGUGAGAGGCUGGGUGAGGUUCAGAUCUCAUGGGGCCACAGCCAGUGUUACCCAAAAGCUUUGCCUGCCCUCUCCCACCACCCACCCUCCCAAUUCCCUCUAAUCUCUGUGCCCUAAGGAACACUGACAGGAAUGAAAGGAUCUGAUGGCCACAGCCAAACUUCUGGCUUGCUGGAGCCCAGCUUUAAACUCGGCAGGUCUCCCUGGUGCAGCAGCACAACACUGCUUCAGUCCUGCUGGUUUUGAGACAGCUCCAGCAACUCUGCUCAGCAUCUCCUCAGGGAUCUGGCAUUUGCAAAGAGCCAGGACAGUGCUGUCACAUGUGUGGAAAACAUUAUCCAGAUCCCUGGUUUUAAGAUGGGUUUAGCUUCGGAGUUUGUUUGUUUGGAUUUUCAUUGGAAUUUGUGUGGGGUUUUUUUGUUUUGUUUUGUUUUAGACUGUAGCUUUUUCUGAGAGUUUAAUCUGGAGUAGCAAUUCCCUGGAUUCUGCUGCUGCUGUUGCUGGCUGCCUGACAGCUGUUGGAUCCAGAGCUGCAGGGAGCAUCAGGAAGUGCUGUGUCAGGCCCUCAGCAGAGCCUUGGUCAAGGACAGCUCGAGUGUCACCUUUGCAGUGUUUAAAAUGCAAGUGCAGGAUGUGCCAGCCCCGUGUGCAGGCAGCCUUGUGCCAGGGCUCUCCAGGGAGGUGGGAAUCCCUGGACAAGUCCCCGGUUGCAGCUACACAGUGGGACCCUGUCUCUCUUGGAGUCUCAGUUUCCCUGUCUGUAAAGGUGGAGAAAUCACAGUGGUGAUUUUGUAAGGAGCUUGGAGGUUUAGGACUUGUCACCUCCAGGCCAGGGAAAACCAACUGCUAGAAACCCCCGAGACACUUCACCUCCCAACAGCUGGAAGUGGGAGCAGCAGGAGUGUGUGGAAGCCUGGCUGGAGCAGAGCCAUCUCUCAGGACCUGUGGGGUGUUCCUUACAAGGUCUUGUCCUGCAAAAAGGGGUUUUGGUUGUCUUAGUAAACCCUUUUUGGCCUGUCUGUCCUCACUGCAGGUGUGUGUCUGUUUAGCCCCUGGAAAUACCAAGUGAAAAUACCAAGGCUUACCUCGGACAGAAAGGGGUGCCCUGGAGCACCAUCAGGUUCUGAGGUUGAAGAAAGCAAACUGCAGGUGUUUAUGCAGGUUAUUGUUGUGGAAUUCUUGACUUUGCAAACUUGAGCUUAGUGAAAAUCCGUGUAAACAGUGGAAAAAGAGAAAUGAGCCCCCUUUUAAAAGAUAAUAUUUUUAGAAAAUGCUGAACUCUCAUCCAAGAAUGAUUCAAAGGAAUCUGACUUUGUCCUUGCCUCUUCCUCCUGAAAAUCCAGGUUUAUGUGAGUUUAGGUAAACACUUGGACUUAGUGCUGCAGGAGAGUGUUCUCUGAGCCCAGGAAAAUACAUACAACAAACCUAACUCCCUUUCCCUUCUUCCACAGAGCAAGCUUCCCAUGACUAACAGAUGCUGGCCUAGAUUAUGAGCUCAAACAAGAACGCUCGCUACAAUCGAUUCUCCAGUGGCACAACAAACAUCACUCCUUCAGAAAACACUAACGGGACAAGAAUGGAAACAACUUUUGGACCAGCCUACUCUACUGUGACAACUAUCACAAAGGCUGACGGGACCAAUACUUUCAAGCAGCACCGCCGGACCCCGUCCUCCUCCAGCACACUCACCUAUUCCCCUCGGGACGAGGAUGAUGGCAUGCCCCCGAUCAGCACCCCACGCCGCUCUGACUCUGCCAUCUCCGUCCGUUCUUUGCACUCCGAGUCCAACAUGUCCUUGCGCUCGACGUUCUCACUCCAUGAGGAAGAGGAGGAGCCAGAGCCCCUGGUGUUUGCUGAGCAGCCCUCUGUGAAGCUGUGCUGCCAGCUGUGCUGCAGUGUGUUUAAGGAUCCGGUCAUCACAACCUGUGGGCACACAUUUUGUAGAAGAUGUGCCUUAACAUCUGAGAAGUGCCCCGUGGACAAUGCCAAACUGACAGUGGUGGUGAACAACAUCGCUGUGGCCGAGCAGAUCGGGGAGCUGUUCAUCCACUGCAAGUACGGGUGCCGAGCCGCGGCCAGCAGCAAGCCCACCGCCUUCGAGGUGGACCCCCGCGGCUGCCCCUUCACCAUCAAGCUGAGUGCCAGGAAAGACCAUGAGAGCAGCUGUGAUUACCGGCCCGUGCGCUGCCCCAACAACCCCAGCUGCCCUCCUCUCCUCAAAAUGAACCUGGAGGCACACCUGAAGGAGUGUGAGCACAUCAAGUGUCCCCACUCCAAGUACGGGUGCACAUUCAUAGGGAACCAAGACACUUAUGAGACCCACCUGGAGACGUGCAAGUUCGAGGGUCUGAAGGAGUUCCUGCAGCAGACAGACGAUCGCUUCCAUGAGAUGCAGGUGGCCAUGGCCCAGAAGGACCAGGAAAUUGCCUUCCUGCGCUCCAUGCUGGGGAAGCUCUCUGAGAAAAUCGACCAGCUGGAGAAGAACCUGGAGCUGAAGUUUGACGUUCUGGACGAGAACCAGAGCAAGCUGAGCGAGGACCUGAUGGAAUUCCGCAGGGAUGCCUCCAUGCUGAAUGAUGAGCUCUCACACAUCAAUGCUCGGCUCAACACGGGCAUCCUCGGAUCUUAUGAUCCACAGCAGAUCUUCAAGUGCAAGGGGACCUUUGUGGGCCACCAGGGCCCCGUGUGGUGUUUGUGUGUGUACUCCAUAGGAGACUUGCUCUUCAGUGGCUCCUCAGACAAAACCAUUAAGGUGUGGGAUACCUGUACCACAUACAAGUGCCAAAAGACCUUGGAGGGUCAUGAUGGAAUUGUACUGGCUCUCUGCAUCCAGGGGAACAAGCUGUACAGUGGCUCUGCUGACUGCACCAUCAUUGUCUGGGAUAUUCAAAACCUGCAGAAGGUGAACACGAUCCGAGCACACGACAAUCCUGUUUGCACUUUGGUCUCCUCACACAACAUGCUCUUCAGCGGCUCCCUCAAAGCCAUCAAGGUCUGGGAUAUUGUAGGUACCGAGCUCAAGCUGAAGAAGGAGCUGACAGGUCUCAAUCACUGGGUGCGAGCGCUGGUGGCUUCCCAGAACUAUCUGUACAGCGGAUCCUACCAGACCAUCAAGAUCUGGGACAUCCGCAACCUGGAGUGUGUGCACGUGCUGCAGACGUCCGGGGGCAGCGUGUACUCCAUCGCCGUGACCAACCACCACAUCGUGUGCGGCACCUACGAGAACCUCAUCCACGUGUGGGAUAUAGAGACAAAGGAACAGGUCCGCACGCUGACGGGGCACGUGGGGACAGUCUAUGCCCUCGCUGUCAUCUCCACACCAGAUCAAACCAAAGUCUUCAGCGCAUCGUACGACCGGUCGCUCAGGGUGUGGAGCAUGGACAACAUGAUCUGCACCCAGACGCUGCUGCGGCACCAGGGCAGCGUCACCGCCCUCGCCGUGUCCCGCGGCCGCCUCUUCUCCGGCGCUGUGGACAGCACUGUAAAGGUCUGGACAUGCUAGUGAGAGCGUCACACUAGUCCUGCACACUGAAAGACCAAAAACUCUCCCCUCCAUCGGCCUGUGGGUGGCCACAUCCUCUGAAAUGACUGCUGCAGCUCCUCCUGCACCAACCACUGCCUGCUGCUGCCCCUGGGCCGGCCCCCCCGCAGGGAUCCUGGCUGGCGGCUCUCCCGACGGGUCUGCCCUAUGGAUGCUCCAGACGUUCCCCCAGACCUACCUUCGAUGAUUGGAAAAGCAGAGGAAGCAAUUCCAGUGCCAGUUCCCUCCUCUGCCUGCGUCCCCCCAGCUGGGGACACCCCCUGGGGCCAGGGCUGGGGUGACUCUGGGCCCCGGGCCGGGCGAGUGCAGCCCUUGGCCAGUGACGGGACUGGACGGGUCAGCGUGCCCCAGUGGUGACACUGGGAGGCUGCUCCUCUGGCCAUGGUAGGACUGAGCAUUAGGGCCUGCCCUGGGUGGGCACCCGACCCCUUUCUGUCUCUAGUAUUUAAUUUUACUGCCAAGGCGCCGGGCCGACCCAUCCAGGAAGAGGUGUUUCCUUGAGUAGCCAGGUACGAUUUUUAUGCCACAGCUAGUUCUCAAAUCAAGUUCCACAAGCCCAUUGUUCACCACCCUGUAAUAAUGGUCUCCACAUUAAAGACAAAAAGCCUCCGUUGCAUUUUUACUCACAUUUUCUACUGUUUUUAAGAUUGUAAUAUAGAUUUGAUUAUUUCUUCAUUGACAAUAAAAGCAGAAAGAGU
Messenger RNA from Myiozetetes cayanensis, 13357 nucleotides. It is a transcript of the gene TRAF7, whose product is annotated as TNF receptor associated factor 7. The transcript is spliced from 20 exons. Gene Ontology annotation, biological process: Notch signaling pathway; proteolysis; regulation of cell cycle. NCBI's taxonomy places the organism in Eukaryota, Metazoa, Chordata, Aves, Passeriformes, Tyrannidae. Gene Ontology annotation, molecular function: protein binding; ubiquitin-like ligase-substrate adaptor activity; zinc ion binding. Gene Ontology annotation, cellular component: nucleolus; nucleus; cytoplasm. The record is from RefSeq and is a predicted model, not a curated record. The coding region runs from base 10608 to 12620 and encodes 670 amino acids.